This is a messenger RNA of Aureobasidium musti, 540 nucleotides long. The record is from the annotation of a GenBank genome assembly. Lineage: Eukaryota; Fungi; Ascomycota; Dothideomycetes; Dothideales; Saccotheciaceae.
AUGUCAAACUACGAAACCUACGAUCUCGGAGACUUUACUCUCCAGUCUGGCCAAGUCAUUCCAUCGGCAAAGAUAGCGUAUAAGACUUUUGGAGAUCCUUCGCUACCAGCAAUUAUAUAUCCGACUUGGUACAGUGGACAAUGGACAGAAGAGCAGAAACAAACAGGACUCAAGGCUUUGGGGAGGUNNUUCAUGACCGAUUUCUGGGAAACCUGGGCCCUCUCCAAACACCCCGAAAACAUGUUAACCAUGCUCCACACCUGGCAAUCCGGCGAUUGUUCCGCUCAAGCCCCCUACAACAACGACUUCUCCGCCGCAAUGAAAGCCAUAAAAGCAAAAGCUUUAGUGUUGCCAAGCAAAACAGAUCUCUAUUUCCCGCCUGAGGAUUCAGAGUAUGAGGUCAAGUGUAUGGCAGAGGGAAUUGGUAGACUAGAGGUGUNNUUCCCUAGCAUUUGGGGGCAUUGGGCUGGUGGGCCGGGUCAAAGUAAGGAGGAUGUGGCGUGGUUGGAUGCAAAGCUCAGGGAGUUUUUUGCAGAGUAA